This is a messenger RNA of Lynx canadensis (Canada lynx), 2080 nucleotides long. RefSeq names its product tubulin tyrosine ligase like 1 (gene TTLL1). NCBI's taxonomy places the organism in Eukaryota, Metazoa, Chordata, Mammalia, Carnivora, Felidae. The transcript has 12 exons. The record is from RefSeq and is a predicted model, not a curated record. Bases 177 to 1448 code for a protein of 423 amino acids. Gene Ontology annotation, biological process: protein polyglutamylation; microtubule cytoskeleton organization. Gene Ontology annotation, cellular component: cilium. Gene Ontology annotation, molecular function: tubulin binding; tubulin-glutamic acid ligase activity.
CGCCGGAGUGGGGCUGGAGGCGGGGCCGGGGCCCGGCGCGGGGCCGCCCUGCCCGGUGAGGUCCCGCAGGAGGAAGUAACAGGAAGACCAUCUGACGUCAGGUAAGAACCCGCAGCACGAGUCACUGAAGGAGAGAAAUUGGACGUUCCUGUUGGCUCCAUAAGUGCCUAUGGAUUAUGGCAGGGAAAGUGAAAUGGGUCACUGAUAUCGAGAAGUCGGUGCUGAUAAAUAACUUUGAAAAGAGAGGAUGGGUCCAAGUGACAGAAAACGAGGACUGGAACUUCUACUGGAUGAGUGUGCAAACCAUCCGAAACGUUUUUAGUGUCGAAACUGGCUAUCGGCUCUCAGACGAUCAAAUAGUCAACCAUUUUCCGAACCACUAUGAACUGACCCGGAAGGAUCUGAUGGUGAAGAAUAUUAAAAGAUACAGGAAGGAGCUGGAGAAAGAAGGGAGUCCUCUGGCAGAAAAAGAUGAAAACGGGAAAUACCUCUACCUGGACUUUGUUCCGGUCACCUACAUGCUGCCCGCGGACUACAACCUGUUCGUGGAGGAGUUCAGGAAAAGCCCCUCCAGCACCUGGAUCAUGAAACCUUGUGGCAAAGCCCAGGGAAAGGGCAUCUUUUUGAUCAACAAGCUCUCGCAGAUCAAAAAGUGGUCCCGGGACAGCAAAACAUCUUCGUUUGUGACCCAGUCCACCAAGGAGGCCUACGUGAUCUCCCUGUACAUUAACAACCCGCUGCUGAUCGGCGGGAGGAAGUUUGACCUGCGCUUGUACGUGCUGGUGUCUACGUACCGCCCACUGCGCUGUUACAUGUAUAAACUUGGAUUCUGCCGCUUCUGCACGGUGAAGUACACCCCAAGCACCAGCGAGCUGGACAACAUGUUUGUUCAUCUCACCAACGUCGCCAUCCAGAAGCACGGGGAGGACUACAACCACAUCCACGGGGGCAAGUGGACGGUGAACAACCUGCGGCUGUACCUGGAGAGCACCCGAGGCAAGGAGGUGACCGGCAAGCUGUUCGACGAGAUCCACUGGGUCAUCGUGCAGUCGCUGAAGGCCGUGGCGCCGGUGAUGAACAACGACAAACACUGCUUCGAGUGCUAUGGCUAUGACAUCAUCAUCGACGACAAGCUGAAGCCCUGGCUGAUUGAGGUGAACGCGUCCCCGUCUCUCACCUCCAGCACCGCCAACGACCGAAUCCUUAAGUAUAACCUGAUCAAUGACACCCUCAAUAUCGCAGUCCCUAAUGGCGAGAUUCCAGACUGUAAAUGGAACAAAUCACCCCCGAAGGAAGUUCUUGGCAAUUACGAAAUUCUCUAUGAUGAAGAGCUGGCGCAGGGCGACGGGGCCGACCGGGAGCUGAGAAGUCGCCAGGGCCAGUCGCUGGGGCCCAGAGGGGGCCGAUCGAGAGACUCGGGGAGAACCGUCCUCACAACCUGGAAGUGACCACCAGGAGGCGCAGAAGACCGCAGCCCGACCCUCCCAAAUGCUCCCCGCACCUGGGCCUAUUUUGAAAUUUCCUUUUUUCUAGAGCUUUUUUUCCUUUCGUAAGCCCUGUAAAUAAAUAAAGGCACUUCUUUGAAAGGUUAAGGAGUGUCUCGCGAGGGAGAGGGGCCCUGCUUCUCCGUCACUCUCGCACGGUACCGCGGGCCCCAGACAGGGGGGGUUUUUCCCACCCCAAGCGAUUCUGCGCGUCUCCGGCUGGUGCUGGGUGUCCCACGAUUUAACUCAAUUCUGACACCAUCUGCCUGGAGAUGGCGUCGGAUCCCACGGGUGAAGGGCCCACGUCCCGCGAGACGGCCCCUCCCGCGCCCCCACUGAUGCGCUUUUGAAGUGACGGUCGGGGUGCGGGGCCCACGGCCAAGAAAGAAUUCUUGAGACGUCUUUGGUGCGAAAAGGUGAUUCUGUUAAAGCACGUGGACAGGACCCUGGGCAGAAAGCUGCACUGGGGUCGUGAGGCGUGACUGGUUCUAUACCACAGAGUUAGGGGAGGUGAGGGAAGGCCAAAGGGAGGCCUCCAAAAGGACUUUCAGGGGCGCCUGGGUGGCUCAUUCGGUGAAGCGUCCAACCUCGGCUCA